This is a messenger RNA of Enhydra lutris kenyoni (northern sea otter), 2397 nucleotides long. RefSeq names its product O-phosphoseryl-tRNA(Sec) selenium transferase-like. The coding region runs from base 1 to 750 and encodes 249 amino acids. Gene Ontology annotation, biological process: selenocysteine incorporation; conversion of seryl-tRNAsec to selenocys-tRNAsec. Lineage: Eukaryota; Metazoa; Chordata; Mammalia; Carnivora; Mustelidae. The record is from RefSeq and is a predicted model, not a curated record. The transcript has 6 exons. Gene Ontology annotation, molecular function: O-phosphoseryl-tRNA(Sec) selenium transferase activity; tRNA binding.
AUGCAGAUGGCCGAUUGUCCCAGCAUCAAAGGGAAGGAUGGGGCUCGUGUUGGCAGAAUAGAUGCUUUCGUUCAGAGCUUGGACAAAAAUUUUAUGGUUCCAGUAGGUGGCGCUAUAAUUGCUGGCUUUAAUGAUUCCUUCAUUCAGGAAAUCAGCAAGAUGUAUCCAGGAAGAGCUUCAGCUUCACCUUCUUUAGAUGUCCUUAUUACUUUAUUAUCACUUGGAUCAAAUGGCUAUAAGAAGCUAUUAAAAGAAAGAAAGGAAAUGUUUUCAUAUUUGUCCAGCCAACUAGAGAAGCUGUCAGAAUGCUACAAUGAAAGACUGUUGUAUACACCUCACAAUCCCAUAUCUUUAGCUAUGACACUUAAGACACUAAGCGAACACCGGGACAGAUCUGUCACUCAGCUUGGCUCAAUGCUUUUUACCAGACAGGUUUCUGGAGCCAGGGUUGUGCCUCUUGGGUCUGUGCAAGCCGUGAGUGGCCACACCUUCCGAGGCUUUAUGGCACAUACAAAUAAUUACCCUUGCGCUUACCUCAACGCUGCAGCAGCCGUUGGAAUGAAGACACAGGAUGUGGACUUGUUCGUGAAGAGACUUGACAAGUGUUUAAAGACAGUAAGAAAAGAACAAAAUAAAGAGAGUAAUGCAUCUGCAGUUGAAAAUUACAACAAAACUGAAGAUGUAGAUAUUGAAGAAAUGGCCUUAAAACUAGAUAAUGUGCUUCUUGACACGUCCCAGAAUUCUUCAUGACAUGUGUAAGGUUUCUUUUUGACUAUUUGAAAGAAGUGAUGAGGCUACAGUACAAACAAAGCAGUUUAAAGAUAGGGCUUGAGGUUUUGGAACUGAGAAUGUCUUGGAGGAUUUGGAGGAUAUUUGGUCGAGGUACAGACUGGGGUCUGAGCUAGCCAUCUGAUGACUUGCUAUUUUUUUUAUUCUUAGACUGCCUCAAUUAUUAUGUUCCUUAACAGAUAAAACUACCAUUAGGAUUUUUCUAAUUGUUAGAAUAUUUGUCAAUUAAGCGUUAUGAUUCAGAUCAUUCUUACUAGCGUGACAAGUAAAAUUACUUCUAAUUCUUUUUGAAAUGUGUAAAUUGUUUCUUCCUGACCAUUCUCUACCAUUCACAAAUGACUUCUGUUUCUGGUCACAGAGAAUUGAGAAAGAUCCACUACUGCUAUUUACAAGAUGUUGGUGUCUGUAAGUCACAUUCUGCCUGUGAAAUGGUCAUUCCCCAGGGAAGCAGAGUCCAGCGUAAGCUUUAGCUUUCACUUAGUGGUUCUCAGCCGGGGAUGAUUUGCUUAUAUCUAAGCAACACCUGGGGACAUUUUUAGUGCUCACAACCUGUGGCGUGCUCUUGACAUCUAGAGCUGGAGGCCAGGGGUCCUGCUGCUCAACAUCCCACAGUGGAUGAGCGGCUUUCUGGAACACAGCCCCAAAUCUCAGAAAUGCUGAGAAGGAGAAAUACCACCAUAACCCAACUCCUCAAGCAAAGUUUCCCACAGCAACUUUCCUUAUUCAGUAGUGCUUCAAAGAAGAAAGCAUUAAAUGUUACCAAAUUAUAUAGCGUUAGAUUCUUAAGUGAUAAGCUGGGCUGCCUGUUCUAAACCUGAGAUUAUAUGGCAUUUGUGCGUUUUUCCAUUUGGGCCAGUGAAAGCUUUCUCCCACUGUUUCUGCUCUAAGCAGGCUUUGCAUACUGGUUAGUUCAGGUGUUAUGCACAGCCAUUAUCAAGAGUGGUUAACUUGGGUAUUUGGGGAUCUGUUUUUGCUAGGAAGGUGAAAAUGAUGUAGUAGGAUGAACAGGUGUAUUUGCCUCCUCCCCCCUCCCACACGCUCACUUUCUUAGUCUGAUAUUCCAGACUUACCGGCUGUAACAAUUUUUGUUGUUUAUGUUUUAAGAAAUAGACUAAUGCCUCCAAGCCUGAGGAAUGAGCGAAGCUUUUGAAUACGCCAAAAUGCCAAAGCCAUAUUCCUCAAGACCUGCUCGCUGGAGCGGUGUUUCUAUGAGAUGCUCACAGGGAUAAAGUAUUCCAUGGGCAGAUCAUUUUGGGCCUUCGUAAACCUGCCUAUCAGCACAUUAAAGGCUCUGAGAAUUCCUUGGAAAUUAACUUAAGUGUGCCCUUAUCCAAAUGUGGCACCCUUUUCUCAACUAAAAACUUACUGGCAUCCCACUGAACAUGCUUUCAAAAACACUGCAGUUGAGAAUGCGGCCUUGGUUUCUGGGUUGUGUUUUUCUCUGUCACUUGCUGGUGUAAACUGUCUCACAUACGAGCUCAGACAGAUACCACCCCUGUCAGUGCGUAAGUUAAAAUACUCUAACCCUAGCUUGACCUCCUUGGACGUCAUAAAGUUUAAUUAUCAAUAUUGUAAAGGUUACUUUUAAGUUAAUUAUUGUAUUUGGGG